AUGGGCAGAUACGACGGGUGUGUCUUUUACGUUUUGGUUGAGGACGAGGUCGAGGCCGAGUCUGUGGCAAACGGCCAGAAACAAGAGCUUGAAAGCGCUCUUUGCACAAAUCAAUGCCUGUCUUUCAAGAAGCGACAGGCUACGUGCGUUGCGGGUGCUCCAUCAUGGCCAACGAAGGGGGCCAUCUUGGUAUGUCUUUCAAGUCUUUUCCGAGGCGGCAACGCGCAGUCGCCUGCAGCGGGUGCGAUUGGAAAAGAAAGCCCGGUAGUGCGAGAUCAGUCCAGAGGUAUGUGA
Molecule: messenger RNA, 294 nt
Organism: Colletotrichum destructivum
Lineage: Eukaryota; Fungi; Ascomycota; Sordariomycetes; Glomerellales; Glomerellaceae
Exons: 1
Coding region: 1-294 (97 amino acids)
Source: RefSeq, a predicted model, not a curated record